Messenger RNA from Rhipicephalus microplus (southern cattle tick), 525 nucleotides. RefSeq names its product zinc finger protein 205-like. Lineage: Eukaryota; Metazoa; Arthropoda; Arachnida; Ixodida; Ixodidae. The record is from RefSeq and is a predicted model, not a curated record.
AUGUCCGACGAAGCCAUUGUUGCUUCGGUUGUCGAAGGGUCGCCAAAUGAUAGUGACGAGGACGAGAUGGAAAGCGACAACACGGGUGAUCCAGAUCCGACAGUGGCCGAAGCUGUGCAUUGCGCCCACGUCAUGCGGGUAUUUGCCGAGAAAAGGGCUCUGGCAGAGAAGCUGACUCACAGCAUAAGUAUCCCACUGGCAUCAACAAAGGGGCCUGAACAGUCUCUGGGGCCCGGAACAGGAUCCCCGGCCAAAGCUCUGCGGCACCAGUGUCGCUUCUGUCCGUACGCAACGCAGCACCGAGGCAGCCUGGUGCUGCACGAGCGAGUGCACACGGGCGAGCGACCCUUUCGGUGUCACCUCUGCAGCCGCGGGUUCGCGCACCGCUCGCACUUGGUGUGCCACUAUCGCACACACACCAGAGAGCGACCCUACCAGUGCCCGCUGUGCCCGGCUGCAUUUUCGCAACGCAGCAACGUCAAGGUUCACUUGCGCACGCACCGCUUGCAUGUCACCAGCAGCUGA